Messenger RNA from Castor canadensis (American beaver), 4322 nucleotides. It is a transcript of the gene Ldb3, whose product is annotated as LIM domain binding 3. The record is from RefSeq and is a predicted model, not a curated record. Gene Ontology annotation, molecular function: muscle alpha-actinin binding; actin binding. Gene Ontology annotation, cellular component: stress fiber; filamentous actin; Z disc. Lineage: Eukaryota; Metazoa; Chordata; Mammalia; Rodentia; Castoridae. Gene Ontology annotation, biological process: muscle structure development; actin cytoskeleton organization; heart development.
AGGCGGCUGCUGUCACCAUCAGCAUGUCUUACAGUGUAACCCUGACUGGGCCUGGACCCUGGGGCUUCCGUCUGCAGGGGGGCAAGGACUUCAACAUGCCCCUCACUAUUUCCCGGAUCACACCAGGCAGCAAGGCGGCCCAGUCCCAGCUCAGCCAGGGAGACCUCGUGGUGGCCAUCGACGGCGUCAACACAGACACCAUGACCCACCUGGAAGCCCAGAACAAGAUCAAGUCUGCCAGCUACAACCUGAGUCUCACUCUGCAGAAGUCGAAGCGUCCUGUUGCCAUUUCCACAGCAGCACCCCCAAUCCAGUCUCCUCUGCCAGUAAUCUCCCACCAGAAGGUGGUAGUCAACUCUCCAGCCAACGCCGACUACCAGGAACGCUUCAAUCCCAGUGCUCUGAAGGACUCAGCCCUGUCCACCCACAAGCCCAUUGAGGUGAAGGGGCUGGGCGGCAAGGCCACCAUCAUCCAUGCCCAGUACAACACACCCAUCAGCAUGUACUCCCAGGAUGCCAUCAUGGACGCCAUCGCUGGGCAGGCCCAAGCCCAGGGCAGUGACUUCAGUGGGGCGUCGCCGCUGGCGAGUCUUCCUGUGAAGGAUUUAGCAGUGGACAGUGCCUCUCCAGUGUACCAGGCUGUGAUCAAGAACCAGAACAAGCCAGAAGACGAGGCUGAUGAAUGGGCCCGACGGUCCUCCAACCUGCAGUCUCGCUCCUUCCGCAUCCUGGCCCAGAUGACAGGGACAGAAUACAUGCAAGACCCUGAUGAAGAAGCUCUGCGAAGGUCAAGCACCCCUAUUGAGCAUGCUCCAGUGUGCACCAGCCAGGCCGCCACCCCUCUGCUGCCCGCUUCUGCCCAGCCGCCUGCUGCUGCCUCUCCCAGCGCAGCCACUCCCCGUGCCACCACCGCCUCUGCUGCAGCCCCUGCCUCAAGCCCUGAGGACAGUCCAAGGCCCCAGGCUUCUGCCUACAGCCCUGCAGCAGCCUCCUCUCCAGCACCAGCCACUCAUACCAGCUACAGCGAGAGUCCUGCUGCCCCUGCACCCAAGCCCCGGGUUGUCACCACUGCCAGCAUCCGGCCUUCUGUCUACCAGCCAGUUCCUGCAUCUACCUACAGCCCAUCCUCAGGAGCCAAUUACAGUCCGACUCCCUACACCCCCUCGCCCGCGCCUGCCUACACCCCCUCGCCCGCUCCCACUUAUUCCCCCUCCCCUGCACCAACCUAUAUGCCAUCGCCUGCCCCAAACUAUAACCCCACACCCUCAGCGGCCUACAGCGGGGGCUCCGUGGAGUCUGCCAGCCGUCCCCCCUGGGUGACCGAUGACAGCUUCUCACAGAAGUUUGCUCCUGGCAAGAGCACCACCUCCAUCAGCAAGCAGACCCUGCCCCGAGGGGCCCCAGCCUACAGCCCAACUGGUCCCCAGGUGACCCCCCUUGCCAGAGGCAUGGUCCAGAGAGCCGAGCGCUUCCCAGCCAGCAGCCGAACUCCACUCUGCGGCCACUGCAACAACGUCAUUCGGGGCCCUUUUCUGGUAGCCAUGGGCCGCUCCUGGCAUCCAGAAGAGUUCAACUGUGCCUACUGCAAGACCUCCCUGGCAGAUGUGUGCUUUGUGGAAGAGCAGAACAAUGUUUACUGUGAGCGGUGUUAUGAGCAGUUCUUUGCCCCACUCUGUGCCAAGUGCAACACCAAAAUCAUGGGGGAAGUGAUGCAUGCACUGAGACAGACGUGGCAUACCACCUGCUUUGUCUGUGCAGCCUGCAAGAAGCCUUUUGGGAACAGCCUCUUCCACAUGGAAGAUGGAGAACCCUACUGUGAGAAAGACUACAUCAAUCUGUUCAGCACCAAAUGUCAUGGCUGUGAUUUCCCUGUGGAAGCCGGUGACAAGUUUAUUGAAGCACUGGGGCAUACCUGGCAUGACACCUGCUUCAUUUGUGCGGUCUGCCAUGUGAAUCUGGAGGGACAGCCGUUCUACUCCAAGAAGGACAAACCCCUGUGCAAGAAGCACGCUCAUGCCAUCAACGUGUAGGGGCCCAGGGCAAAUGGUGUGGGCGAGGCCCGGGCUGCUCUUGCUACUGGCAACAAAGGAUUGAAGGAGGCUGAUGUUUCUUUUGGGGGUACAAGGGAAGAGAGGAAGCGAUUGAGCCCUUUUGAAGUAUAAUUUUAGUCUUUUCUUGUGUACACAGAGCGUGUAUUUGCAUAGUUCAGACUAGAAGCCAAAUGAAGAUUCUAAACCAAGCUAGUAAUUAAUCCAAGACUGGAAUUGCAUUUCAGAUGCUUAGGACAGGAUUCCAAGAACUCAAAAGUGAAAAACAAAAAGCAACUUUCCCACUGUGAUACAUCUUCCUGCCACCACCAGAAUAGGGACAGAGCUUAGAGCAGUUAGGGAGAAUCCAAAGCAUGCGGGAGAGUUCUGUAGAGUUCUUCUGGCAAACAAAGUGAAGUGCCAAGCAGGGGUAUUUUUAGAGCCAUAGCUGAGAGCUGGUUAGCUAAGACCGAUUGGGCCUUCCUCACCAAAAAAGGAAGUGUUGUUCCAUUACCAGCGUCAUGGAGCUACCUCUGCACAUCAGACUUCAGACCUUGAGCAAACUUAAGACAUCUAAAGAGAGCCCAGACAUCUGAAGAGAUGUCUUCUGGGAGCCCCUGGGCAACUGACAAGGCUCCAGAAAGGGCUGUGGCUCACACUGCCUGCCAUUGAGACAGAUCCCCUCUUUCAGUUUGAAACAUCCAAUGCCCCCAGAAGGCUUUGCUCCUUUUUGAAUUGUGAUGGGAAAGUGGAAUUGGGUUUUUCCAGUUUUGCUUUGCAGUGUGUGAGAAGAGAUUUAACCAAGACUCCGGGAUGUGUUUGGCCUUUGUUUUGCUUUAAGAGGUUCCUGAGCAUGAGUUCCUAUGCAUGCAUUUCACUCCUUACCUGCCACUGCUUACUUACAAUGUCUUCCUCACCCUCCCUCCCCUUGCCAAACAGGCUUGGUGGCCUGUGGAAAGAAGAGACAGUGUCUGACUUAGGAUGGAAAAAUAGGUUGACACCCCCAAACUGUGAGUGGAGAAAGACCCCUUACUUUCUGCCAACCUCAGUUAAGAACACAGGAGCGACAGACCUCCCACCUUCCUGCUGCACCAUCCUCUUCACAACUUCCUUUAACAGCACCACAAUGGUUAUGCAUAAUUGUGCUAACUUUGGGAAGAAAAAAGAGGAUGCAUUUGCCAUUUGGGCCAAUAUUUUGAAAAUGUAUGAGCUGAGUUGAUCUAGUAAUUAUUUAAGUACUUAUUGAAAUAGACUAGGCCUUUCAGACUUCCUUAUAAUACAGGUAAUAGUCUGAGUUAGGCAGGCAUGGUAAUGCUGUUGGUAAAGAAACAAGCUUCAUUUCUGAGGUUGGAGAUGGUGUGGUCUCCUUCCUUUUUAGGAAGCCCUGUUAUAAUGCACAGUGAAAAUGAUACUGAAGCAGGCAGUUUGUGUGGAUGUUUCACACUGGAGCACAGUAUUUAGAUACUUUCACAACUCCCUGCUACUCUUGUUUUAGAUUUUCUCUUUGCAUGUUUGAAAUGUUUUACAGCAGUGCAUUAGAACUCGCUUUCUUCUGAGAACUGAGGCUUCCAGGGAACUGCCAUCUUACCUCAGGGUCUUCUCUGAGGGACAGGGAAGCAGUUGGCCAUAUCCUAGCAGGAAGUCCAAGUUUUUCCAAAUGUGAAGCCACCAACCUCUCCCAUGCUGCCCGGGGGAGGGUGUCCUCCUACCCGAGGGCCCUUCUUUACUUUUGAGGCAGUGAGAAAGUGAAUGCAUAGCUCCAAGCAGAGGAAUUCUGUGGGAUAGCCUGGAAAAUGGUCAGGAGACAAGCAAGCACAUACCUUGGAGCAUUCUGUUAUUUUUGGAAAGUUCAAUAUACAGGGACAAGAAGCUUGCUGAUUAUACAAAAAGACUAAGCAGGGUGUUUUUUUUCUUUUCUAAAGUAGUCUAUGAAAUGAUCAGGAACCGGUAUGGAGGAAAGAAAACAAAAAGUUCCCUAGAGCUGUUUCCAAAAUCUCUUUUUAAAGGUUUUACAUGUGCACACAUGCUAUACAUGUGUGAUUAUUAAAAACUGUAUGAUCAUUAAGAAGAAAAGAGAAGUAUAUCAAAGGACAGCUUUAUCAUUGCUCUCUAUUGAAUUUUUUUUUCACAUCUCAGAGUUCAUACAGAUUCUGAGGGACUCUUAUUUAUCAAAAACAAAAUAAACCAAAAACAUUUUAGGGGUGGGAGAUAUAGACCAGUGGUGGCAUGCUUUCUUAGCAUGCGGGAGACCCUGGGGAUUGAACCCACUGAAAAAAUUUUUUUUAUAAAAAAGAA